Messenger RNA from Uloborus diversus, 663 nucleotides. RefSeq lists its product as uncharacterized. Lineage: Eukaryota; Metazoa; Arthropoda; Arachnida; Araneae; Uloboridae. The record is from RefSeq and is a predicted model, not a curated record. The transcript is spliced from 3 exons. The coding region runs from base 1 to 663 and encodes 220 amino acids.
AUGAAUAAGAACAAAGCCCAGCUCACAUACUUCACCUCAUUUGCUGAAUUCAACAACAUGCUGGCUGAUCCGACAAAAAAUGUCAAUGAUGUGUUUUUUCCCACGGAAGAAAUAUGUGCUGUGCACUGGGGAAUGAACGAAAAUUUUGUGAAGCAAGACACUUCCACAAAUAUAUUCCUCGCUGCCUUCACAACUGCUUGGGCUCGGAUGAAACUUUACCAAGAAAUGGAUAAGUUGGGAGAGUCUGUGUUAUAUCACGACACAGAUUCCAUAAUUUACGCUAGCAAUGGAACAAAUGACCCCGCUCUGGGCAACCUUUUAGGCGAGUUCACGGAUGAAUUAAAUGGGGAUACGAUAGAAACAUUUGUGUCAGGCGGCCCAAAGAACUAUGGAUACAAAACAGCCUCUGGAAAAACAUGCUGUAAGGUUCGAGGCUUUACCUUGAAUUUUAGAAAUUCAAAGAGCCUCAACUAUGAUGCUUUAAAGUGGUUAGUAUCUGGAAUGAGUGAUGACACAAUUGCACUCAAUAACCCAUCAAAAAUCACGAGAGAUCCCAAGAAAAGACGCAUCAUCAACAAACCUGAAACAAAAUUGUAUCGGAUGGUUUACAAUAAACGCGUCAUCCAGCAAGACUUCACGACUUUGCCGUAUGGAUACUGGUAA